CAGAGCACCAUGGCGGAUAUAAGCAAAUCUACGACCGAUGCCACCAAGAAGAAUCACAACAAAUAUCGUCGUGACAAGCCAUGGGACAAUGAUGACAUCGAUCACUGGAAGUUGGCAUCAUGGAACGCGGACGAUGGUGGCGACACAUUGCCCGGCGGCCGUCUCCUGGAAGAGAGUUCCUUCGCAACUCUUUUUCCAAAGUAUCGUGAAGCCUAUUUGCGUCAAAUUUGGCCCGUAGUGACGCGGCAUUUAGAUCAGCACGGAGUAGCUUGUGAAUUGAAUCUUGUGGAAGGAAGUAUGACGGUACGGACAACGAAAAGGACGAAGGACCCAUACGUGAUCCUGAAGGCGAGAGACCUGCUGAAAUUGCUAGCACGGUCACUGCCGGUGGCACAAGCGGUCAAGAUCCUUCAAGACGACUACCAGUGUGAUAUUGUCAAAAUUGGAGGCCUCGUUCGAAACAAGGAGCGUUUUGUAAAGCGACGCCAGCGCCUUCUUGGUCCAGAUGGAAGUACAUUGAAGGCCCUGGAGUUGCUUACGGGCUGCUAUAUUCUGGUGCAGGGCAAUACCGUUAGCAUCAUGGGUGAUUCGUGGAAAGGUUUGAAGCAGGCUCGUCGUGUGGUUUUGGAUUGCUUGAAGAAUAUCCACCCUGUAUACCAUCUGAAACGCCUUAUGAUUCAGAAAGAGCUCGCGAAGGACCCGGCACUUCAGAACGAGGACUGGUCGCGAUUUUUGCCGCAAUUCCAAAAGAAAAACGUACAAACUAAAAAACCUUCCGUUCGGAAGACAAAGAAAUCAUACACACCGUUCCCGCCCGCCCAACAACCGAGCAAGAUCGAUCUACAACUCGAAUCUGGAGAAUACUUCGCAACGGAGUUUGAGCGCAAAACCAAAAAGGUGGCCGAUCGAAAAGAGGCUUCCAAGAGCAAAUCAAUUGCCAAAAGGAAAGCUCGCGAGUUGGAAGAAGAAACACCCGUGCUGGCAUCGCGAAAAGCCAAAACGACCACAACGAAGGAAGAUAUUCCUGUGGAACAGCGCAUCAAGGACAAGUUUCAAAAGGCUGCACAGGCUUCACAAUCUUCGACCUCCGACCCUGCCGACUUUAUUCAAGGAUCGGGCUCGGGAUCCAAGAGGGGUAAAAAAUCGUAG
This is a messenger RNA of Phaeodactylum tricornutum CCAP 1055/1, 1149 nucleotides long. RefSeq lists its product with no specific name. NCBI's taxonomy places the organism in Eukaryota, Bacillariophyta, Bacillariophyceae, Surirellales, Neidiaceae. Gene Ontology annotation, molecular function: RNA binding. The transcript has a single exon. The record is from RefSeq and is a predicted model, not a curated record. Gene Ontology annotation, cellular component: small-subunit processome; nucleolus. The coding region runs from base 10 to 1149 and encodes 379 amino acids.